This is a messenger RNA of Cyprinodon tularosa, 3135 nucleotides long. RefSeq names its product methylenetetrahydrofolate dehydrogenase (NADP+ dependent) 1b (gene mthfd1b). Lineage: Eukaryota; Metazoa; Chordata; Actinopteri; Cyprinodontiformes; Cyprinodontidae. The record is from RefSeq and is a predicted model, not a curated record. Gene Ontology annotation, cellular component: cytosol. The transcript is spliced from 27 exons. The coding region runs from base 164 to 2968 and encodes 934 amino acids. Gene Ontology annotation, biological process: tetrahydrofolate interconversion. Gene Ontology annotation, molecular function: methylenetetrahydrofolate dehydrogenase (NADP+) activity; ATP binding; formate-tetrahydrofolate ligase activity.
GGAAAGUUCUACGCCUAUUUUCAGCGUUACUCUUGUGUUUGCGUAACAAUCCGGCGCAAGUACAAGCCAGCUCCUAAACUAGACUAGUCCCACCACGCUGCUCUUCUUGUCAGAUAGCGAACCUUCCCUGGUCACCAUCACGUCGGACACAGACAGACCGAACAUGUCAGCUCAAAUCAUAAGCGGAAAAGAAGUUUCAGCGCAAGUGAGGGCGCAAUUGAAGAAAGAUGUGGAGCAAAUGAAACUCAAGGAUCCCAACUUCCGGCCGGGUCUGGUAGUUUUACAGGUUGGAGAUCGUGAAGAUUCAAAUCUGUACAUCAGCAUGAAGCUGAAGGCAGCAGCAGAGAUUGGGAUAAAUGCGACACAUAUGAGACUUCCUAAGACUGUGACUGAAGAAGAGGUUCUUCACAGCAUCAGAGAAGUGAACGAGAACUCAUCAGUCCAUGGUCUCAUAGUGCAGCUGCCUCUAGAUUCAAUCCACAAGAUCAGCACAGAAAAGGUCACUAAUGCUGUGGCACCGGAGAAGGACGUAGAUGGAUUGACCAGCAUAAGUGCAGGGAAGCUAUCUCGUGGAGAUCUGGGUGACUGCUUCAUCCCUUGCACCCCAAAUGGCUGCAUGGAGCUGAUCAGACAGACAGGUGUAUCUGUGGCAGGGAAAACGGCUGUGGUGAUUGGUCGCAGUAAGAUUGUUGGUGCACCGAUGCAUGAUCUGCUCCUGUGGAAUCAUGCUACAGUAACCGUCUGCCACUCUAAGACUGCAGAUCUAGCUGCAGAGGUGGGUAAAGCAGACAUCCUGGUUGUUGGUAUUGGAAAAGCAGAGAUGGUGAAAGGAGAGUGGAUCAAAAAGGGAGCUGUGGUUAUCGACUGCGGGAUCAAUCACAUUCCAGAUGAGACGAAACCUAAUGGGAAGCGGGUAGUGGGGGAUGUACAUUAUGCCUCAGCCAAGGAGCGUGCAGGUUUCAUCACCCCUGUGCCAGGAGGAGUGGGACCAAUGACAGUGGCAAUGCUGAUGGGGAAUACAGUGUUGAGUGCAAAGCACUUCCUUGAGAGCCAUCAGCCUGGGAAGUGGGGCAGUUCUUACACGAAACUCAACCUUCAGAAGCCCGUUCCAAGUGACAUAGAGAUAUCUCGCUCCUGCAUCCCAAAGCCGAUUAAUCGUCUGGCCAAAGAGGUUGGCCUGCUCUCUGAUGAAGUGGAAUUUUAUGGGAAAACUAAGGCCAAGGUCCAGCUGAGUAUUAUCAAACGACUUCAGUCUCAGCCGGAUGGCAAAUAUGUGGUGGUCACAGGUAUUACUCCCACUCCAUUGGGUGAAGGUAAGAGCACGACAACGAUCGGCCUGGUCCAGGCCCUGGGGGCCCACAUGAAGCUAAAUGUGUUUGCCUGCGUCCGACAGCCUUCUCAGGGCCCCACCUUCGGCAUUAAAGGUGGUGCUGCAGGAGGUGGAUAUUCUCAAGUCAUUCCAAUGGAGGAGUUUAACCUCCACCUGACCGGCGACAUCCAUGCCAUCACAGCUGCUAACAACUUGGUGGCUGCUGCCAUUGACGCUCGCAUGUUUCACGAGGCAACGCAGUCUGACAAGGCUUUGUACAAUCGAUUGGUUCCGCUUAGUAAAGGGCAGAGAAAGUUCUCCCCAAUUCAAAUCAAUAGACUGAAAAAAUUGGGUAUAGAUAAGACUGAUCCUUCAACACUCACUGAUGAGGAGAUCACCCGCUUUGCACGCCUGGAUAUUGACCCCAGCUCUGUAACCUGGCAAAGAGUGUUGGACACAAACGAUCGAUUCUUGAGGAAAAUCACCAUCGGCCAGUCACCAACUGAAAAGGGUUACACCAGGGAGGCUCAGUUUGACAUCACCGUUGCGAGUGAGAUCAUGGCCGUCCUCGCCCUCACCAGCAGCCUGGAGGACAUGCGGCAGCGCCUGGCCAAGAUGGUGGUAGCCACCAGCCGCAGCGGGGAUCCAAUCACAACCGAGGAUCUAGGAGUCAGUGGAGCUCUAACUGUGCUGAUGAGAGACGCCAUUAAGCCAAACCUGAUGCAGACUUUGGAGGGCACACCUGUUUUUGUCCAUGCUGGUCCUUUUGCCAACAUCGCUCAUGGAAACUCAUCCAUCCUGGCUGAUAAAAUCGCUCUGAAGCUGGUUGGACCCGAGGGCUUUGUGGUGACGGAGGCAGGCUUUGGUGCAGAUAUUGGCAUGGAGAAGUUCUUUAAUAUUAAGUGCCGCUACUCGGGCCUGAGGCCCCAUGUGGUAGUCUUGGUGGCCACAGUCCGAGCCUUAAAGAUGCACGGCGGAGGACCCACGGUUACUGCUGGGAUGCCAUUGCCAAAGGAAUAUGUGGAGGAGAACCUUGAGCUUCUGAGGAAUGGCUGUGGCAAUAUGAGGAAACAAAUAGAAAAUGCUAAACACUUUGGAGUACCAGUAGUGGUGGCUGUCAAUGGUUUUAUGACGGACACCGAGGCUGAGCUUGACCUGGUCUGCAGCAUGGCCAAAGCUGCUGGAGCCUUCGAUGCUGUGCACUGCUCCCACUGGGCUGAGGGUGGCGCUGGUGCUGUGGCCCUCGGUCAGGCUGUCCAGAGGGCCAGUGAGGCCCCCAGCAACUUCAAGUUCCUUUAUGAUUUGGAUCUCCCUAUUAGUGACAAGAUUCGAAUAAUUGCUCAGAAGAUCUACGGCGCAGAUGAUAUUGAACUUCUCCCUCAGGCCCAACGCAAGGUGGAGCUCUACACCAAACAGGGUUUUGGAAAUCUUCCCAUCUGCAUGGCAAAGACACACUUGUCUCUUUCUCAUGACGCUGAAAAGAAGGGUGUGCCGACCGGUUUUGUCGUUCCAAUUAGAGACAUCCGAGCAAGCGUCGGCGCUGGCUUUCUCUUCCCAUUGGUCGGCACGAUGCCUACCAUCCCCGGUCUGCCAACCCGGCCUUGCUUCUACGAUAUAGACCUGGACCCUGAGACCGAACAGAUCAACGGGCUUUUCUAAAGGAAAACGCCUCACAGCAUGCACUCCUCCAAAACUGGGAAAGCAAGAUGGAUGAGUUUAGAAACACCAGCCAUGCCCACAGGGCCUUAACAAACACCGGACAAGUUAUAACUGGAAGCCCUGGUUGCUUUUGAAAAGCUGCUACCAUGGAUACAUAAUUUAUGAUU